This is a messenger RNA of Rotaria sordida, 1851 nucleotides long. The record is from the annotation of a GenBank genome assembly. NCBI's taxonomy places the organism in Eukaryota, Metazoa, Rotifera, Eurotatoria, Philodinida, Philodinidae.
AUGGAUUCCAAUAGAAUAGGCAAUGGAGAAAUUUAUAAACCAUCAAUUCUUACCGAUGCUGUACCAUCAUCAUCAGCAAUAAUUGGAUAUUUAAUAAAUAAUCCUAUUGACGAUUGUCCAACAUCAUCUGCUCAAGAUAGUGGUUGUUAUUCAUCGACAGCUGAUGAAUUACAUUUAACGUCGUCACAUACAACUAAUUCUAAUAAUGGCGUAAAACAUAAUAAUAAUCAUCGUCAUCAUCAUACAAAACAACGUAAAAUGACAACAGAUCAAAAUAUGUUGUAUAAUAAAAAUAAUCGAUCAUCAGGGAAUGAAACACUUGAUAAAGUCGUAAUAAAUGUAAGCGGUUUACGUUUUGAAACACGUGCAUCAACAUUACAACGUUAUCCUCAUACAUUACUUGGUGAUAAACAACGACGUGCACAUUUUUUUGAUUCAAUGAAUAAUGAAUAUUUUUUUGAACGACAUCGUUCAUCAUUUGAAGCUGUUCUUUAUUUUUAUCAAAGUGGUGGACGUCUUGCAAGACCAGAAAAUAUUUCAGCUGAAAUAUUUUUAGAAGAAAUUAAAUUUUUUGAUCUUGGUGAAGAAGUACUUAAACGUUAUCGAAAACAGGAAGGUUAUGUAGAAGAAAUUCCUGUUGAACAACCAAUAAAUGAAUUUCAACGUUUUGUUUGGGAAAUAUUUGAAUGUCCAGAAUCAUCAAAUAUCGCAAGAGUUGUCGCUAUUAUAUCGAUUGUCAUGAUUAUUGUGUCAAUAGCUUCAUUUAUAAUAGAAACACUCCCGUCCAUCCGUAAUGAACCAUCAAUGUCACUAGAAAAUAAUGUAAAUAAUACACAUCAAUUUAAUUCAUUACCAUCAGCGCCGUCCAAAUUUGCUUUUAUUAAAAAUGGUCCCAAUAUUAUUGAUGUUGUUUCAAUUAUACCAUAUUUUAUACAAUUAAUUGGAUUAAUUUAUCAGAAAAAAGAUAAUAAUGUACCGGGAUUUUCAUCUACACUAACUGUAUUAAGGAUUGUUAGACUUGUAAGAGUAUUUCGAAUAUUUAAAUUAUCAAGACAUUUUAAGGGUCUACAAGUACUUGCGUUGACAUUUUUAGCAUCGUGGAAAGAAUUACUUCUAUUAAUGUUUUUUCUCUUUAUUAUUGUUAUUGUUUUUUCUUCAUUUAUGUAUUUUGUUGAAGCUGAUUAUUCAAGUUUAACUCCAUCAAGAGCACCACCAAAUAAUAUGCCAUCAACAUCAAUAUCAUGUCCUCCAUCUACAAAUUGUCUUUCAACAUAUGAUCAACAUAUUGCUCCAACACAAACGAACAAUCAGUUUGCAUCCAUUCCUGAUUCAUUUUGGUUUUCUAUAAUAACAAUGACAACUGUUGGUUAUGGUGAUUAUGUUCCACGUACAACAUUAGGAAAAGUUAUUGGUGCAGCAUGUGCUAUAACAGGUGUAUUAACAAUAGCAUUACCUGUACCAAUAAUUGUAUCAAAUUUUACAUAUUUUUAUCAACGACAAAUGGAAGAUAAUGAACGACAAUAUCAAGCAAGACAAAAAGUACAUGCAGCUAAUCAAUUAGCUUUAGAAAAACGUCAUUUACAUCCAUUAAAUGAUAAAGAUUAUGGACCUGAACUUAAUGAAUGGGAAACAAUAAUAAAUGAACCUGAUUAUUCAGAUUAUCGAGAUAUAACACAUGCUGUUGCAAAAAAAUUAGUAAAUAAUGCUUAUUUUAAAGCAUUUCGUGGUUCAAAAAAAAUGACACCAGCAUUACGUUAUCAAAAUUUACCACCAUCAACAACACCAUAUCAAAUAACAAAUAGAAUUUAUCAACUAGCUGAUGAUAAAAAGGAAACGGAUAUUUUACAAUAA